This is a messenger RNA of Lachancea nothofagi CBS 11611, 2418 nucleotides long. The record is from the annotation of a GenBank genome assembly. NCBI's taxonomy places the organism in Eukaryota, Fungi, Ascomycota, Saccharomycetes, Saccharomycetales, Saccharomycetaceae.
AUGUCAAAAAUAACUAUAAAGCUGGUAGCGGCAGAGUCGCUGUACAAAAGAGACGUUUUUAGAUCGCCAGACCCGUUUGCGGUGCUGACGAUUGAUGGCUCGCAAACCAAGUCAACCGCUGCGGCUCGGAAAACGCUGAAUCCGUACUGGAACGAGACUUUUACUUUCUCGGGAGUCAAUGAGAAUGGGAUUCUAACCAUUCAGGUGUUCGACCAAAAGAAGUUCAAGAAGAAGGACCAAGGCUUUUUGGGUGUUGUCAACGUUCGCAUCGGCGACGUUCUGGGUCAUUUAGACGAAGAUUCGGUAAACCGGUCGUCAUCUCGGCGUGAAGAAACUAUCACGCGGGAUUUGAAACGGUCGAAUGAUGGGAUGGCUGUCAGUGGACGCUUGAUCCUAGUACUAUCAACUGCAUCCGCAAAUGCAGCCACAUCAGCGUCGUCCGGGGCGCGCUCCGGAUCUUCAGCCACCACAACGCCCGCAGACGAUGUAACGGCGGGAACGGCAGCUCCUCACAUAAACGCCCCAAGUUUCAGUGCCGCCGGGUCAACCCCGGCGCAAACUGUUGCCAACACCCUUCAGAGCGGAUCUGCUGCGACAACUUCGACUACUGCGCCUCCAUCCAGCACCGCGGCUUCAAGGCAGUAUUCUUCCUUCGAAGAUCAAUAUGGCCGACUACCACCGGGCUGGGAAAGGAGAACAGACAAUUUCGGACGGACGUAUUAUGUGGAUCAUAACACUCGCACUACGACUUGGAAAAGACCCACACUCGAUGAAACAGAGAGUGAGCGUGGCGAUCAGCUUAAUGCCAAUACAGAGCUGGAAAGAAGACAGCAUCGUGGCAGAACUCUGCCCGGAGGCAGCAAUUCUGAAAGCGGCUCCUCCAUUGCAGUUCAAAGCAACAAUGGUUCGUCUACACCUACAGUAAACGGAGCUGCUGCUGCGGCCCUUGCUGCUACUGGAGCUACAACCUCCGGUUUAGGCGAGCUACCUCCAGGUUGGGAACAGCGCUUCACGCCUGAGGGCCGCGCGUAUUUUGUUGACCACAACACCAGAACUACUACUUGGGUUGACCCACGUAGACAACAAUACAUUCGCACUUAUGGUCCAGCAAACACUACCAUUCAACAGCAACCAGUAUCACAGUUGGGACCUCUACCUUCUGGUUGGGAAAUGAGAUUGACUAACACAGCUCGUGUUUAUUUUGUUGACCAUAAUACUAAGACUACUACCUGGGACGACCCACGUUUACCAUCUUCAUUGGACCAAAAUGUGCCUCAGUACAAGCGUGAUUUUAGACGUAAAGUCAUUUACUUCAGAUCGCAGCCGGCACUUAGAAUUCUGCCGGGACAAUGUCAUAUUAAGGUCCGCAGAAAGAACAUCUUUGAAGAUGCUUAUCAAGAAAUCAUGAGACAAACUCCAGAAGAUUUGAAGAAACGGUUAAUGAUCAAAUUUGACGGUGAGGAAGGUUUGGAUUACGGUGGUGUUUCCAGAGAAUUUUUCUUUUUACUCUCUCACGAAAUGUUCAACCCCUUUUACUGUUUGUUCGAGUAUUCUGCUCAUGAUAAUUAUACUAUCCAGAUAAAUCCCAAGAGUGGAAUCAACCCAGAGCACUUGAACUACUUUAAAUUCAUAGGUAGGGUCGUCGGUCUUGGUGUAUUCCACAGAAGAUUUUUAGAUGCAUUUUUCGUGGGUGCGUUAUACAAGAUGAUGCUUCACAAAAAAGUUGUGUUACAAGAUAUGGAAGGAGUUGACGCUGAAGUUCACAAUUCUCUGAAAUGGAUCUUGGAGAAUAACAUAGACGGAAUUUUAGAUUUGACCUUUAGCGCCGACGAUGAAACUUUUGGUGAACUCAUGACUGUAGAUUUGAAACCAGAGGGAAGAGAUAUUGAGGUAACUGAUGAAAACAAGAAAGAGUAUGUUGAACUCUUCACUCAAUGGAAAAUCUAUAACCGUGUUCAGGAACAGUUUAAGGCUUUCAUGGACGGCUUUAACGAGCUGAUACCCGAAGAUUUAGUGAACGUUUUUGAUGAGCGUGAGCUGGAACUACUGAUCGGUGGUAUUGCUGAGAUUGAUGUUGAGGACUGGAAAAAACAUACCGAUUAUCGUGGAUACCAAGAAUCCGACGAAACGAUCAAGUGGUUCUGGAAAGCUAUUUCCGAAUGGGACAACGAGCAAAAAGCUCGUCUGUUACAAUUUACUACGGGUACGUCUCGUAUACCAGUAAACGGUUUCAAAGAUCUACAAGGUUCCGACGGUCCUAGAAGGUUCACUAUCGAGAAGGCCGGUGAAAUCCAGCAAUUGCCCAAAUCGCACACUUGUUUCAACAGAGUCGAUCUUCCUCCAUACGAUGAUUAUGAGUCCUUGAAACAGAAACUGACACUUGCUGUCGAGGAAACAAUUGGGUUUGGACAAGAGUGA